Molecule: messenger RNA, 1467 nt
Organism: Condylostylus longicornis
Lineage: Eukaryota; Metazoa; Arthropoda; Insecta; Diptera; Dolichopodidae
Exons: 7
Coding region: 52-1467 (471 amino acids)
Molecular function (GO): histone deacetylase activity
Source: RefSeq, a predicted model, not a curated record
UACUUCUAUGAUCCUGAUGUUGGUAGCUACUAUUAUGGCCCUGGACAUCCGAUGAAACCUCAGCGAGUCAGAAUGACGCACUCGCUUCUAAAGGGUUACGAAUUGUAUCGACUAAUGGAUGUUGUUAAGCCUCAUCGGGCUUCCGAAUCCGAGCUGGCGUGCUUUCAUGACAAUGAUUAUUUGAACUUUUUGUCUGUCGUCACUGCGGAAAAUGCCAAAGAAUUUCUUAAUCAUGCAAAGCGUUUCAACGUAGGGGAGCAGACGGAUUGUCCUGUGUUUCCGGGCUUGUUUGAAUUUCAACAAUCUUGUGCCGGAGCCUCAAUCGAUGCCGCAGCUCGCCUCAAUUCUGGAAAGGCAGAUGUUUGCAUCAAUUGGAGUGGCGGUCUGCAUCACGCAAAAAGGGCAGAAGCAAGUGGAUUUUGUUACAUUAACGACAUCGUUUUGUGUGUUUUGGAAUUGCUUAAAUAUCACCCUCGAGUGAUGUAUAUCGACAUAGAUAUCCAUCAUGGAGAUGGAGUUGAAGAGGCGUUCUAUACAACGCACCGAGUGAUGACAGUCUCCUUUCAUAAGUUUGGUGAUUUUUUUCCUGGCACUGGCGACUUGACGGAUGUUGGAGCUGCCAGUGGAAAAUAUUACAGUGUUAACGUGCCACUCAAUGACGGAAUUCAAGAUCAACAAUUUCUUGAUCUCUUCAAGCCCAUUAUAACGAAGGCCAUCGAGGUGUAUCGUCCUGGUGCGCUGGUGCUUCAGUGCGGGGCUGAUUCAGUUUAUGGCGAUCGUCUUGGGAAAUUUGCGUUGUCCAUUAAAGGGCACGCUGAGUGUGUCAGACAUGCGCAAUCUUUCAACAUCCCCCUCGUCGUUUUGGGAGGGGGCGGCUAUACAAUCCGAAAUGUCGCUAGGACAUGGGCGUACGAGACUUCUGUAAUAGUGAAGAAGCCGGUCCCAAACAAUUUGCCAUUCAACGAUUAUUAUGAUUAUUAUGGGCCCGAGUAUCUUCUUCAUCUUCCAGUCCCAAAUCAGCCAAAUUUUAACUCGAGGGAACAUCUUGAAACAAUCAGAAAUAGGGUGUUAGAGAAUUUGUCGCGAUUACAACACGCACCUGGUGUCGAGUUCGCAUACAUUCCCCCAGAUUUCUUCUGCUCAGCUUCACACGAUCCAGACGAUUUGGCGCAACUUGGAAUUGACUGGGAUGGAGGGGGAUGUGCUGAUGGAGAUGAAGGAGCUAUUGGUAGAAGUGCUGACGAUUCAACACGAAAGACACGCGUGACAGCAGGCCUUGAAUAUUCAAGACCGAAAAGUGACAGAUAUAUUCACAAGAUCCGAGCGGCUGAUAGAGCGAACGAAUUUUACGAAAUCGCUCCAUCGACGGAUCCAGAGGUCCGCGCGGCAGAGAGAUCGGGCGACGUCGAACAAGGUGUUCCUGAGAAUGACGACGUGACAAAUCCAAAAUAUAAUAAUGAUUGGUAG